Messenger RNA from Balearica regulorum gibbericeps (East African grey crowned-crane), 1610 nucleotides. The record is from RefSeq and is a predicted model, not a curated record. Lineage: Eukaryota; Metazoa; Chordata; Aves; Gruiformes; Gruidae.
ACUAGUCUCAGAUUUAAGUCUAGCGCUAGACCUGGCUCCCCUAGACCCUCGGCACUCAGCUCUCAAUAAAAUUCUUUCCAAGAAUGAUGUCAACAGAAAGCGCCAACAGUUUCACGCUGAUCGGAGAGGCGUCAGAUGGCGGCACGAUGGAAAACCUCAGCCGGAGACUGAAGGUCACCGGCGACCUCUUUGACAUUAUGUCUGGGCAGACCGACGUGGACCACCCUCUGUGCGAGGAAUGCACGGACACGCUGCUGGACCAACUAGACACGCAGCUCAACAUCACGGAGAACGAGUGUCAGAACUACAAGAGGUGUCUGGAGAUCCUGGAGCAAAUGAACGAGGAUGAUAAGGAGAAACUGCAGACAGAACUGAAAGAACUUGCGCUGGAGGAAGAGCAACUGAUUCAGGAGCUAGAGGACGUCGAGAAGAACCGCAAGAUUGUGGCUGAAGACUUCGAGAGAGUCAGGGCAGAGGCAGAGCGGCUGGAGCAGGAAGAAGCUCAGUACCAGAAAGAAUACUGUGAAUUCAAGAGGCAACAGCUGGAGCUAGAUGAUGAGCUGGAAAGUGUGGACAACCAAAUGCGCUACGCCCAAACGCAGUUGGAUGAUUUAAAGAAAAUCAAUGUGUUCAAUGCAACCUUUCACAUCUGGCACAGCGGUCAGUUUGGCACAAUAAAUAACUUCAGACUUGGCCGUCUCCCCAGUGUUCCCGUGGAAUGGAAUGAGAUCAACGCUGCCUGGGGGCAGACUGUGCUGCUGCUACACGCCCUUGCUAACAAAAUGGGCCUGAAGUUUCAAAGAUACCGUCUCGUACCGUACGGCAACCACUCGUACUUGGAGUCCCUCACGGACAAAUCGAAGGAGCUCCCCUUGUACUGCUCUGGAGGCCUAAGGUUCUUCUGGGACAACAAGUUUGAUCAUGCAAUGGUGGCUUUCCUGGACUGCGUGCAGCAGUUUAAAGAGGAAGUGGAAAAAGGCGAAACUCGGUUUUGUUUGCCUUACAGGAUGGACGUGGAGAAAGGGAAGAUUGAAGACACAGGUGGCAACGGUGGCUCUUACUCUAUUAAGACACAAUUUAACUCUGAGGAGCAAUGGACAAAAGCACUAAAGUUCAUGUUAACUAACCUGAAGUGGGGUCUUGCCUGGGUCUCAUCCCAAUUCUACAACAAGUGACCGCAUAAAGAACUCGUCCUGGCAGCUGCGAGUGUCUGCGUUUCGUUGGAGGAAGUCAAAUUAAGAUGUCUCUUAAUAUUAACCAGUACAAAAUGUUUACAAUACCAAAAAUCCACAAGACACUUUAUUUAAAAUACCAUUAUUACAAGUAGUAUGUAGAAAAGCAAUAUGUAAAGUUAUAUCACUGAGCUGAACAGAAUAAAAACCCAGCUAUUAAAUAGAUGCUAAACUGGUACUUUUGGGGCGCAUAGGUGUGUGCAUAAAUUCCCGUCGAACUUCAAAACACCAGUGAGUUUGUCGAUACUGUUGCAGGUUAACACACAGGUUAGAAAAGCAAAAUGUUACAAACAGAGGGAAUAAGGUGGAAGAACUCGCAGAAUCUCUGCUUGGUCAUUAAACAGUAACUAUGGUUUGAAAUAAAGUAUUUUCUAAGUC